Juglans regia (Persian walnut) is the source of this 1766-nucleotide messenger RNA. RefSeq names its product putative ribosomal large subunit pseudouridine synthase SVR1, chloroplastic. Gene Ontology annotation, cellular component: chloroplast. The coding region runs from base 30 to 1289 and encodes 419 amino acids. The record is from RefSeq and is a predicted model, not a curated record. Gene Ontology annotation, molecular function: RNA binding; pseudouridine synthase activity. Gene Ontology annotation, biological process: maturation of SSU-rRNA from tetracistronic rRNA transcript (SSU-rRNA, LSU-rRNA, 4.5S-rRNA, 5S-rRNA); maturation of LSU-rRNA from tetracistronic rRNA transcript (SSU-rRNA, LSU-rRNA, 4.5S-rRNA, 5S-rRNA); plastid translation. NCBI's taxonomy places the organism in Eukaryota, Viridiplantae, Streptophyta, Magnoliopsida, Fagales, Juglandaceae. The transcript is spliced from 10 exons.
CGGGGAGAAAAAGAAACCCCUCGAAUCCGAUGAGGUCCAAAACCCCUAUCUUUCAGAAAAUGGCAACAGCAAUGGCCUCAUUCUCCACCCUACACCAUCUCUCGUUCUCGCUCUUCUCCAAUCCCUCUCUCUCCCUCAGACCCUUCCGUUCAUUUCCUCGCAUCAUAAACUGUUCACGCUCCUCGCUCUCCUCUUCCUCUUCUUCUUCUUCCCCUUCCACAUCUUCCCUACAAUUCAACAUCUCCUUCGCGCCCCCUAAACCCAAGCCCAAGCCCCCCAUGUCUGACCAGCUUUUGGACCCCGACGACCUCUCCAGCGAUCAGCUGAUCAUUCCGUGGAUUGUCCGCGGCGAGGAUGGAAACCUCAAGCUCCAGAUGCACCCUCCUGCCCGUCUUCUCCACGCCAUGGCCAAUGCCGAGACCGAAAAGAAGAAGAAUAAGAAGAAGGAUAAGAGCCUUGAUAAAGUUAGCCCGGAGCCGAAGUAUUCCAAGGCCGCCAGAAGGUUCUUUAACGAGAAUUUCAAAAAGCCUGAGCAGCGCCUCAGCAAGGUUCUCGCCGCUACGGGAGUGGCGUCGAGGCGGAAUAGCGAAGAGCUUAUAUUUGAAGGAAAGGUUACUGUUAAUGGUUCUGUGUGCAAGGCUCCUCAGACGCGAGUUGAUCCUGCAAGGGAUGUAAUUUAUGUCAAUGGGAACCGCCUUCCUAAGAAGCAGCCUCCAAAGGUGUAUUUUGCCCUGAACAAACCAAAAGGGUACAUCUGCUCAUCUGGUGAUGUAGAGUCUAAAUCCGUGUUGUGUCUAUUCGACGAAUAUUUGAAGAGUUGGGGUAAAAAGUAUCCAGGACCACCCAAACCACGAUUAUUCACCGUAGGUCGCCUUGAUGUUGCCACUACUGGGUUGAUUAUUGUGACCAAUGAUGGAGAUUGUGCUCAGAGACUUUCACAUCCUUCAUCUAACUUAACGAAGGAAUAUAUUGCAGCAAUAGAUGGCAUUGUCACUAAGAGGCACUUAUUUGCGAUCAGUGAGGGGACAGUGAUUGAGGGUAUCCAUUGCACUCCAGAUUCAGUUGAGUUACUACCGCGACAAACAGAUAUAUCAAGGCCUCGUCUUCGCAUCGUGGUUCAUGAUGGGAGGAAACAUGAAGUUCGAGAGCUCGUGAAAAGUGCCGGACUUGAGAUCCAUUCAUUAAAGCGGGUAAGAAUAGGUGGCUUCAGACUUCCAUCAGAUCUCGGGUUAGGGAAGCACAUUGAACUAAAACAAAGCGAUCUGAAGUUACUGGGUGGGAUAAGUUAAGGAACCAGCUGAUUAAGAAAGCUUCAGCUUCAAAGUGUUGCCAGGAAAUUCACCAAUACCUUGUUGUUAUGGGUGGGGGAACCAUUGGGUUGUGAUUCCAAUCCCAUGGGAGGACAUAAUUUGGAUAACAGGAGUUGAACUGCAUCUUGUGUAUGCCACCAUUGGUAGCAAUGCAAGUGAUCUUUAUUGCAGAAUUUAAAGAUCAAAUCGUACUGCGAAAGAGAGGUGUGGUUAGAUCAUCCAUAUAGAUGUGGAAAAUGCAGGUUACAACUGCUAUCUUUACGUGGACAGUGCAGAUGAUAAAGGAUGGUUAUACUAAAAGUGUGUUGGCUUUUAAUUAAAGAUCCGAAGCUGUAAUGAUUUUACCUCAGAAGUCGAAGCAUAUACAAAAAGCAAUAUGUUGUCGCCUCCAUGUAAGGAAUUAUGUUGUGUUCUGCCCUUUAAACCAAAAAUUAAUUUGAAAUGAUUUUACGUAAU